This is a messenger RNA of Amphiprion ocellaris (clown anemonefish), 3097 nucleotides long. RefSeq lists its product as uncharacterized. Gene Ontology annotation, biological process: positive regulation of MAPK cascade; positive regulation of cell population proliferation. The transcript is spliced from 5 exons. The record is from RefSeq and is a predicted model, not a curated record. Gene Ontology annotation, cellular component: cytoplasm. Gene Ontology annotation, molecular function: cytokine activity; growth factor activity. NCBI's taxonomy places the organism in Eukaryota, Metazoa, Chordata, Actinopteri, Pomacentridae. The coding region runs from base 122 to 730 and encodes 202 amino acids.
GUCCACACAAACACAAUCACACACACCGACGGCACACACACACACACACACACACACAUACACACACACACAGCGGAGCUCAGAGGAGGUUUGUUUACUACGGAGCAGCAGCAGCACAAAGAUGAAAUUGAUUUACGGCUCCGCCUCUUUUCUGCUCUACCUGCUGCUAUUGGCUGAGCUGCUCGUCCAUUCGUCAGGCCGUCCCGCCCACAUUUCCCCCCUCUGUGGCAUGUUUGGAUCAAUGAUCCCUCAGGUGGACAGACUGAUGAACUCAUCCAAACGGCUGCAUGACUUAACUAAAGAGGAGCUGGUGAACUUUGCUGCAGUCGAACACAGACUCCACAGUCUUCCUCACAUCCAACACACUGCCGCCUACUUCAGCUCAUUAAAGGUCAAUGAAUCGCUCUCCCAGCUCUUUUCUUACUCUCAGUCCUUCAAGCUGCACGUCGACUGGCUGAAAACUGCAAAAGAAAACAUGAGUUUGUCGGUUCAGUGGGCUGAGAGCAGCAGCAUCCACCUCCAGCAGCUGUCCAACCUCGUCAACACGUCGCUGCACCAGAUCGGUGCAGAUGUUCCUCAGUCGACGCCUCCAUCCCUCCCUGACGUCUCCACGGCCUUCGAUGCUCUGAAGUUCUCUGUGGAGCUCUCAGAGCGGCUGGAAGCCUUCUGUAACUGGUCAAAGAGAGUUUUACGGCAUCUCCAGAGACUCUCCCGCUGCCCCAGACAUUAAGAAGAACCUCCAGCAGCUCCUGAUGUCUUCCUACAAACCACUUCUGAUGUUUUUAACAAGCCAUGCUGCUGGUGAAGGAGGAUUAUCCAUGAAGGUCGAUGCAGACAUCCACAGUGUCCACGAGAUGCUUUUGAAUCAUUCUGAUGACCCUUUGAUUUGUUCUGUGGCGCUGCCUGUACGUCUAAAUCUUUGCUCUUUUUGUGAAACAUCUCAGUGAUGGACUGGAACAAACCUGGUUCCUCUGAAGCACCGUUACAUUUAUGGUCCUGAGUGAAAUAUCUCAACAACUGUUGGGUGGAUUCCCCUGAAACAUAGAAGAAAUUCUCCUCAGAAUGAACUGAAAUAACCCCAAUGAUCCUCUGAUGUUCCAUCCAGAACCAUUAUCAGUUUUAAUCAGUCCAACACCUGAGUUCAUCACCAAAUACCUGCAGAACCGGCAUUCAGUGGUGGCUAAGGUUUUGUGUUCAAAUCAGCCAGUGUUAGCAUGCUAACAUGCUAAUCUAGCACUCAUGUAGGGAUGUGCAGACUCUGAUCUGACACACAAAAGUUCAGCAGGAAACAAAUAAGAUGAAAAUUCAGGAGUUUCAGAGUUCCUGAUGCAUUAUGGGGGUUGAUCAAAAAGUUCUAAGACAGCGCCUUUAAAAAAAACAACAAAAAACAUACAUGCAAAGUAGUUUCUCUGUGCAGCGAGACUCUGCUCCCAGUGCUCCUGCAACAUUUGAAAAGCUCCUUUAAAGUCCAUCUAUGUAAACAUGUUGGGUUCAACCCUUCAACUGCAAUUCAUUUUGGGAAAAGGAAGAAGUCACAGGGAGUUAGAUUUGGUAACUGGGGCAUUUAACCCUCUUUUCGACCGGGGUGGAGCCCGUUCGGAGUUGGAGCCGGCGCCCGACUUGGCGCCGGUUUUUUGUGUUUCGACCACCGGAGCUGCGGCUCCGGGCUCCAAAAACUGGGGCCGUUUCGGGCACCAACUCGUUGCUGGGCCAGAGGUGGCCAGAGUUGAGAGCCAAGCACGUCACGGGCAGAGGGCGGGGUGACAUCUAAAAAUAUCUAAAAAGACAAACAUAGAUAUGAUCAUCAACUUAUUGCGCGUUUAACCGCUAAGUAAUCAAUGCAAGCGUAGUCGAAGCUCAGUAGCUAAGCUAACGCUAGCACGUUUACUGUUAAGUAUCCAAACGUCUUUGAUAAAUACCUUUCUUCUCAAACGUGAUCGCCGGGCAUUGGAACGGCGACGCCGAUGGGUAACCCCUAACAGAAGGUUUUGCUGUUCAGCGAUGGCGAGACACACUAGCAAAGCCAUGAACACCACUCCAAUGAAGUCCUCCAUUGUUGUUGUGUGGGUUUCCGUACGGCGUGAACGCUGUUGAACGGCUACGUACGCAGUGACGUACACACGUUUUGUGGUGGCGCAAUGACGCAGCUCCAACUUUGCUCCUUCUGAAUGGAAACACAAACCCGUUCUGGGGCAGCACGAGAUUUGAACCAAAAAAGCACUGGCUCUUAACUUUGAACCAACCUAGCACCUGGUGCUCUUUGGUCGAAAGGCCCUAUUAGAGAGCCACAAUGAGCUGCUGUGGUCAUAAUCCCAAACAUGCGCCCCCUAGUGGUCACAGAACAGCUCUAGACUUCUUGACCAACCCUUGCAUUAGGACACUUCAGUACUCCCUUUGUCGUCAUAUUAACACCUAAAAGCCAACCAGAAUGUACAUUUAUUCCAUGUGUUUGGGGGAAUGUUUUCCAUGUAGCCUUUUCUACUGUUAUCGACCUCUUAGACUGUUUACACUCAGUGCCUGCUCCGUGUUCAAUCUACUCACUGAGCUAAACCACGAGAAGACAUUGUGGAAUGAUUGAUAUUUUUUUAUUGCUGUUCUUUUUUUAUUUUUAACCUAUUUAGAAUGCUAUUUAUGAGCUUUUUAUGUUAUGUAUUUGACAGUGUUUAGUUUGAGAUGCAGGCAUCUCACUGUUUUCUAUGGGUUAUGUGUUAUUUAAUAAUAAUAAUAAGGUAUUGUCAUAGUGACUGUUACCGUACUAUUUAUACAUUUUGUACUUUUUUGUUUGUUUUUUAUGUUUGAGGUUAUUAAUAAAAUUUUACAGAAAAUGAAAUGUGAUUGUCUGUGGUGCAGCAGCACAUGCAAUCAUACAACGGUGCUCUUAGUAAAUUAAAGUUGCUCUUAAAGUACAAAAAUAAACAAAUACCAUCUCAAUUUGAAAAAAAGAUCCACUCUGAUUGUGUAACAUUUAUGAACUUUUAAAUGUUUACGGUGAAACAACAGAGAAGCUCAGAGAAUCACUCAUAAUCACAUCAGUUCAAAUUUUGAGUCAUUUUCAACAAGUUUUAUGUCAGCUUGGAUCUUUUCUCGUCAUUUUGGA